ACUUCUGCUUAAACUCUUCCUGGAGUGAUUCAUCCAACGGAAAUCUGCCGCGAGAAAAGAACGCAAACUAGCAGUCAUGGACAUCUACGAUCCUCAGACCCUUGGAAUUGUGGUGUUUGGUGGCUUCAUGGUGUUCUCAGCCAUUGGGAUUGCUCUGGUCUCAACAUUUUCCAUGAAGGAGACCUCAUAUGAAGAAGCUAUAGCCAAGCAGCUGAAGGAGCAGGGGAAGACCCUAUCCAGCCAACGGUCGGACAAGAAGAAAAAGGACAAGGCAGCUGAGAAAAAAAAUCGUGCUAAGAAAAAGGAAGAUAAGCCCAACGGGAAGCUCCUGGAGUCAGAGGCCACCCCUGAGGUUACAGAAGUGCCAGCUGAGCCCAGUCCUCCAACUCCUCCAGCCCCAGAACAAGUUUCUACACCAGUACCUAAACAAGAGGCCACAGCUCAGAAGUCUCCUCAACCCACCCCUUCUCAGAAGCCCACUCCACCUGCCCCAGCUCAGAAAUCUGCUGCACCUAUCCAAAAGUCUACUCCAGCACCUCCUGCCCAGAAAUCCUCUCCAACUCCCUCUGCCCAGAAAUCUGCUUCACCUCCUCCUACCCAGAAAUCUUCACCAGCCCCAGCCCAAAAGUCCGCUCCAGCUGCCCCUGCACAGAAAUCCGCUUCACCUACCCCCGCUCAGAAGUCUGCUUCAGAUGCCCAGAAAGCAGCUCCACCUGCCCCAGACCCGAAAGCCGCCCCACCAGCCCCUGCACAAAAAUCUGCUCCACCGGCCCCCGCACAAAAAUCUACUCAAACUCAAAAGGCUGCUCCAACUGCCCCAACACAAAAAUCCUCUCAACCUGCCCCAUCCCAAAAGGCUGCUCCAACUGCUUCAACACAGAAAUCUUCUCAGCCUGCCCAAACCCAAAAGGCUGCUCCAACUGCCCCAACACAGAAAUCUUCUCAGCCUGCCCAAACCCAAAAGGCUGCUUCAACACAGAAAUCUUCUCAGCCUGCCCAAACCCAAAAUUAUGUUCCAACUGCCCCAACGCAGAAAUCUUCUCAGCCUGCCCAAACCCAAAAGGCUGCUUCAACACAGAAAUCUUCUCAGCCUGCCCAAACCCAAAAUGAUGUUCCAACUGCCCCAACACAGAAAUCUUCUCAGCCUGCCCCACCCCAAAGGUCUGCUUCAAAUGCCCCGACCCAGAAAGCUGCCUCACCUGCCCCAGCCCAGAAAGUCACUCCACCAGCCCCAGUGCAGAAAUCCUCUCCACCCGACCGAAAACCCAGUCCACCUGCCCCGGCCCCGGCCCCUUCCCAAAAAGCUUCUGCAGGUCCUACCCCUCCUGCUUCCCGUCCUGCUCCCGAAGAUGCUCCGCCUGCCCCAUCUCCUAAGGAAAAGAGGAAGAAGAAAGCCAAAGCAGAGCCUGUUUCUGCUGAGAUUCAGCCCAAAUCUGUAGCUCCAUUGGAGAUGGUGACCAAAAAGGUUCCCGUCAUGGCAGUGCCUCCAGUGGGUACUCCGAAAGCUGUCUCAGCAACUGCUGUGCCGGCCAAAGCAGAAGAGCCCAAACAGGAUGCUCCAGCCAAGAAGAAAGGAGGUUCCAAGAAGAAGUCAGAGACAGCGGUGGCUGCAGACCCUGCGGACAGUCCACUGUACUUGCCCUACAAGGCCCUGCUUUCCACGGUAAGGAUUACGGUGUUCACUGAAGGAGAGGCCCAGCAGCUCAUUGAGAUUCUGUCUGAUAAGGCUGGCAUUGUUCAGGACACAUGGCACAAGGCCACACAGAAGAGUGAUCCAGUAGUUGUGCUGAAGAAACAGCUGGAAGAACGAGACAAGCAGCUGGCAGCCGAGCAGGAGGACUCAGCAGCUGUUAAAAGCCGACUGAGGGAUUUGACUAAAGAGCUCUCUGUGGAGAAGUCAAAGGUGGCGUCUGUAGAGACCAGGCUGAGCUCUCAGCUGAGUAAACGAGAGCAGGACAUUAUCGCGCUGCAAGCACGCAUGCAGGCCAGUUAUCAAGACCACCUUGCUGAGACUCAGCAACUUAAUGCUAAAAUCUUGGCUCUCCAGGACCAGCUGGAGAAAGGCCCUAAUGCUCAGCUGGCCCGUUUACAGCAGGAGAACUCUAUCCUCAGAGAUGCGCUUAACCAAGCCACCAGUCAGAUGGAGAGCAAACAAAAUGCUGAAUUGGCCAAACUGCAUCAGGACUGCAUUCGACUGAAUAAGGAGCUGGUGGAGAAGAACGAAGCCUUGCAGGCUGACGAACAGCUCAGGAAAAAUCUGGAAUCUAAAGCUGCCUUGGCUGAGAAACAACUGAUCCAGCUGCAGGCGAACUGGGUGAGCAGUGAACAGGCCCUGCAGAAGCGUCUGGAGGAAGUGAGUGAGGAGCUCAGACUGACCCAGAGCAGCAGAAACAGCCUUCAGACACAGCUUGAACAAGCUCAGAAAGACACCACUGCUCUAGCAGAGGCUCAAGCUCGUGUGGCCAGUAUGGAGGCGGAAAUGAAAGAGCGGACUGGACAGUCGGAGAGUCUGCAGAGCCAGCUGAAACUGCUGGAGGCGAGCCAAAACAAAGAACAGAACCACAAUUCAGAGGCUUCGAUGGCUGAACUGGAGCAAGCAAAGAGUAGCCUGAAGGAGAAAGAAGAGGAACUGAUCCAACUCAAAAACAUCAUCGCCAAUCAGGUGGAUAACACAACAAAGGUGCAGCAGUUGCAGCACAGCAUUAAAGAAAAGGAUGACCAAAUAGCAACUCUCCAGGGAGAGCUCCAACAGGUUAAAGAAAAAAGUUCAGACCUCACCAGACUUGAAAACACAGAAAUGCUGGAACAGCUUCAAAACAGUUUGAAAGAAAGAGAGUCUCGGGUGGCUCUGUUUGAAGAAGAGAUGAAGCAGUGUAAAGAACAGUAUGACACUAAACUGGCAGACAGCACAGCCAAGCUGGAGUCACUACAUAAAAGUGUCACUGAAAAAGAGAGCCUAGUGACAUCACUACAACAGGAAGUGCAGCAGCUCAAGGAACUAAAUCAGUCACAAGGCAAGAGUUGCGAAAGUUUGGAGGACAUGCUGAAAUCUGUCCAGGCUGAGACCAAAGAAGUUCUUCAUUCUCUUUUCCCACACUUCAACAUAGAGACAACGCAGACCAAUUGGCUGCAAGACUUUGCUGUGAAAGCACAAGAGAUGUUAAAUCAAAAGCAACAGAGCCAAGAAUCCCAGCAAAGCACAGAGAUGGUGGAGAUAAUGGGGAAACUACAGACAGCCCAGGAGAGUCAGUGCACAUUACAGUCUGAGUGUGAACAGUACAGGAGCGUACUGGCUGAGACGGAGGGGAUGCUGAAAACACUUCAGAAGAGUGUAGAGGAGGAGGAGAAAGUGUGGAAGACCCAGAUAAUAGAGUCAGAGGAGAAACUGAGAAUGGCACUCAAAAAGGUGCAGGAAUUAGAAGAGACAACAGAGAGCUUGAGAGAGGAGAACCAGAGAACCCAACAGCUGGAAGAGAAAGUGAUGUUGCUCGAGGCCCAAUUUGAGAAACAGCUCCAGUCAGUGUCCACUGACAGCCAGAGUCAAUCUGAAGAGAUAACACACUUGAAGCAAGUUUUAGCAGAAUCAGAAAGACAGCUGAGUGCGGCCCAGAAGGAGAUACAGACGCAGAGGGAGGAGCUUUCACAGGUCGGGCAGCAACUGAGUGACGUGACAAAGCGAGCUCAGGGAGUGGCAGAGAACGGGCAGCCUGAGGCGGAGGAGUGUCAGGUUAGGGUCCAGGCUCAGCUGGAGCAGACGCUGGAAAAACUGCAAGGUGAACAGGCUCUAAACCAGCAGCUCUCUGCAGAAGUGGAGCAGGCUCAGGAAGCCCUCAAAAAACAGCUUCAGAGCCAUCUAGAACAGAUGAAGUCAGCUGGAGACGCUGCAGCCAUGGAGGAUGUUGUUCAGCUGAAGGAGUGUCUAGAGAAGGAGCGAAAGAUGACCAAAGAUUUGGGCCAGGCAGCCACCAAACUCCAACAACUGCUAAGAAACAGUCAGGACCAACUUUCCAAAGAGAAAGAGCAAGUCAGGACCCUGCAGGAUCAACUGCGAGAAGAGGAGGGUGAUGGAGAGCUGAAGCAAGGCACUUCUGUUUGAGGUGUAAAACAAAACAAAUUGCCAAAAAUUGCCUUAAGAUGACCAACAUUUUUCUUCCCUUUUUUGUCGUACUAUAGUCUUGGGAGAAAUUGUUUGAAGACUUUUGGAGAAAUCUAACUCAUGCAAACAUUUUAUGUCGGAGAUGUGCUGGAACUAUUUUCACUUCACAUUCCAUCUGAAACCUUCUGGCUAUGUCAGAAAAUAUUCCUCAAAUGCCUUAUAUAUAUAUAUUCUUAGUGUUCCCGCACCUCUCCUCCUGAUGUCAGUGUUAAAAGGGAAACCGCAUGUACGUUAUGCGUACAUUAACUAGUGCAAUUAAUUUCUUGUAAGUGAAUAAGUAUGCAUAAUUGUAUUGGUACAUGGGUACAGCAUUUGGAAUGCCCUCUCUGUAGCUGGCUUCAACACCAUUAUAGUAAGUUCGAUAAUAAAUAAUAAAUGGCAACAUAGCUUUA
Messenger RNA from Sinocyclocheilus anshuiensis, 4548 nucleotides. Its product is annotated as ribosome-binding protein 1-like. The transcript is spliced from 29 exons. The record is from RefSeq and is a predicted model, not a curated record. The coding region runs from base 77 to 4096 and encodes 1339 amino acids. Gene Ontology annotation, cellular component: endoplasmic reticulum membrane. NCBI's taxonomy places the organism in Eukaryota, Metazoa, Chordata, Actinopteri, Cypriniformes, Cyprinidae. Gene Ontology annotation, biological process: protein transport.